AUCAUAAACAGAUACUGAAUAAUAAAUAUUAACCAAGAAAUAUUUAAAUAUCGAGGUAUCGCUCAUUUGUUGGAAUUUACCACGAAAGCAGGAAAUAUUAAUUAGUUUUGUUUACUUUAAUUCACAUUACUACAUUUACAACAAUUUGAUUUGUUGAAUUUUCCAUACCACUUUGCACUUCAAUUCAAUUUCAAUUUACUAUUAGCUGAAAAUGACAUAUUUCCUAAUAAUUCUUAUAAUUUUCACGAUAUACUUUUUGAAAAAGCUAUUUUUCUCAGCUGGGGAUAACCAAACAAUCGAGAUCGAUCCAUACAAAGGUGACAAAAAGGACAGCAAGAUGGGAGAAGAGGAGACUAUCGUCAUCACAGACUACACCCCAAGAACGUUGUACAAGUACAAUGGGCACGAUGACGAGAAGGUGUAUUUGAGCAUCAAGGGCAAGAUAUUCGACGUGUCCAAGGGCAGAGCCUUCUAUGGGCCUGGAGGCCCCUACGAGAACUUUGCUGGCAGAGAUGCCUCCAGAGGAUUAGCCAAAAACUCGUUCAAGGAGGACAUGGUGAGGGACUGGGACCAGCCCAUCGACAAGCUAGAGGACUUGACUGAGCGUGAGAAGAAGGCUCUCGACGAGUGGGAGGCGUUCUUUGAGAAAAAGUACAACUACAUUGGCAACUUGAUCGAGGACACUUCUUUGUCGCACUAGUUUUUAUGAUAUAUAGCACCAAUAAAAGUGUACUUUGCUG
Messenger RNA from Ascoidea rubescens DSM 1968, 740 nucleotides. Its product is annotated as cytochrome b5-like heme/steroid binding domain-containing protein. Bases 212 to 700 code for a protein of 162 amino acids. Gene Ontology annotation, cellular component: membrane; endomembrane system. The transcript has a single exon. Lineage: Eukaryota; Fungi; Ascomycota; Saccharomycetes; Ascoideales; Ascoideaceae. The record is from RefSeq and is a predicted model, not a curated record.